This is a messenger RNA of Parasteatoda tepidariorum (common house spider), 1649 nucleotides long. Its product is annotated as ileal sodium/bile acid cotransporter. Gene Ontology annotation, biological process: bile acid and bile salt transport. The record is from RefSeq and is a predicted model, not a curated record. Gene Ontology annotation, cellular component: membrane. Gene Ontology annotation, molecular function: bile acid:sodium symporter activity. Lineage: Eukaryota; Metazoa; Arthropoda; Arachnida; Araneae; Theridiidae.
AAAUAAUAUAAUUCGUCAGAUUGAGAGGUUAAAUUCUAUUGGAUGAAGUUGACACUCCUGCUUGAGAGCAAUGGAAGGGGUUGCGUAAGCCCGUAGAAUAAAAAGCUUCGAUCCGACUUUUUUAGAGUGGAACAAGAGAAAAGAUCAACAAUCAUGGAGAACGCUUUCCUUAUGAACGGUAGUGAUAAUACCACUAUGGGACCGUCGAAAAUAGUAAUACAACCUCUUCUUAAAACAGUCCAUGAUAUUUUAUUGGUUGUUUUAUUGGUUGCAGUGAUGUUCGCUAUGGGGUGCCAUAUUACUUGGGAAGACCUCUGGACCCACAUACGAAGACCAAUUGGUAUAAUCAUUGGAAUGUGCAGUCAGUUUGUUCUACUACCUCUAUCAGCUUUCAUACUAAUUAAAAUACUAGGUUUGGGCAUACUUCACGCAACGGGACUUUUACUUUUGGCAUGCAGUCCAGGUGGAGUCACGUCAAAUAUUUUUACCUAUUUCUGUGAUGGGGAUAUUUCUCUCAGUAUAGCUAUGACUACGUGUAGUACACUUGUAGCCUUAGGUAUGAUGCCUCUCAAUCUUUACAUGUAUGGGCAAUCUUUAAAUCAAGAGAAUGUUGCUAUUCCAUACGGGAAAAUGGCCUUGACUCUAGUUGCAGUGACAUGUCCAGUCAUGUUAGGUAUGCUCGUUCACUGGAAAUGGUCUCGGGUUGCAGGCUUUUUGACAAAGAUUGGCAGCUAUGCUGGCUUGGCGAUAAUUGUUGUUUGCCAGACGAUGGAAUUUUUUAUUUUUCCAGAUAUUUUUCGAAAUGUUCCCUGGCAGCUCUAUCUUGCAGUUGUUCUUCUUCCCUGUCUAGGGUUUUCUCUUGGAUACAGCUCAGCUUGGGUAUGUCGACAGAAACCUCAAGUAAGACGAACGAUUUCGAUUGAAAGUGGCGUUCAGAAUGUUGGCACGGCCCUAACAGUAGCAUCCUUAUCGUUUGAUUUUAAUGAUUUAGACAAAGUGCUUCUUUUCCCAUGGUUGUAUGCUUUCUCCAUGACUGGUGUCUGUAUUGUAAUUUCGGCAUUAUACCAAAUUUAUGUACGUUACAGUGAUAUAUCUAAAUCUGUUGAAACACUUCCUGCCGAAAGAGAAGUUGCAGAAAUACGUUAUGCUGAAGAAGGUGGGAAAUCAAACAAGGGCUACGUUGGUGAUUCUACUAAAAUGUGAUGAACCAGAACAACAAGGUCAGGUGAUAUGAGAACAAUACUCAGAAAAAUGGAACCAAAAUAUUAGUUUGAAACACAUAAUGAAAAUGAAGAAUGUGAUGAAUACCAUCAACUAGAAAGAGCAAAAUAUUAUUCAUUUGAAGCUAACAAUUUUAUUCAGUUAUACCUAAGUGUUCCUUCAUUUCGUUAUUGUGCAUAUAUGUUUACACUUUCAUAUUUGUCAUUUCAUAUGAGAUAGUGAUGCUUUUAACGAGUAACACGUUUACAAUUCAUCACAAUAGAUGUUAUGUGAUAGUAUUUUUUCGUUUAAAUUAAGUGCCUUUUUCAUAACACUUUGUAUUAUACGUUUAUUUUGUAUUAUGUAAAUAGCUCUAAUGUAACUCUGUAACCUCAAUCAUUUUUUCAAUUGGAUCUGAAAGUAUUUAUUAAAUUUCUUAUACUUGUGUA